Triticum turgidum subsp. durum (durum wheat) is the source of this 864-nucleotide messenger RNA. The record is from the annotation of a GenBank genome assembly. Lineage: Eukaryota; Viridiplantae; Streptophyta; Magnoliopsida; Poales; Poaceae.
AUGGUGGGGCUCUCGGAGGGGGAGAAGCACUUCAUCCGCGGCGGCAUUGCGCAGGACCUCAGGGCCGACGGCCGCACGCGGCUGCAGUUCCGGGCCCUCACCGUCGAGACAGGAAUCAUCCCUCAGGCCAACGGCUCGGCGCGUGUUAGGAUGGGUGCGACCGAAGUCAUCGCCAGCGUCAAGGCUGAGUUGGGGAAACCAACCAUUCUUCAUCCCGACAAAGGAAAAGUUUCCAUUUAUGUUGAUUGUAGUCCAACUGCUGCGCCUAUGUUUGAGGGUAGAGGUUCGGAAGAAUUGUCUGCUGAGCUCUCUGUUGCGCUGCAAAGAUGUUUACUGGGUGGUAAAAGUGGGGCAGGGGCUGCAAUUGAUUUAUCGUCUCUGAUUGUUGUUGAGGGAAAAGCCUGCUGGGAUCUGUACAUUGAUGGACUUGUGGUCAGUUCUGAUGGUAAUUUGCUUGAUGCACUGGCGGCUGCGAUAAAGGUAGUAGCUUUGAGUGAUACAGGUAUACCAAAAGUUAAUGUUUCUCUUAAUAAUGAAACGGAUGGGGAGCCUGAGGUUGAUAUUAGUGAUGAAGAAUUUUUGCAAUUCGACACUUCUGGUGUGCCUGUUAUAAUUACAUUGACCAAGGUUGGUAAGCACUACAUUGUUGAUGCCACCUCGGAGGAGGAAUCGCAGAUGAGUUCUGCGGUUUCCGUUUCAGUCAACAGCCAUGGCCAGAUAUGUGGGUUAACCAAGAGGGGAGGCGCAGGGUUGGAUCCAAGCGUCAUUUUUGAUAUGAUAUCCGUGGCGAAGAAUGUAAGCCAACGGUUCUAUACUCUACUGGAAUCAGCAAUCGCAGCUGCUGAAGCAGUAGCGGACGAGUAG